AUGACCCCUGCCUACUACUACUACUACUACUACUACUACUACUACUACUACUACUACUACUACUACUACUACUACUACUACUACUACUACUACUACUACUACUACUACUACUACUACUACUACUACUACUACUACUACUACUACUACUACUACUACUACUACUACUACUACUACUACUACUACUACUACUACUACUACUACUACUACUACUACUACUACUACUACUACUACUACUACUACUACUACUACUACUACUACUACUACUACUACUACUACUACUACUACUACUACUACUACUACUACUACUACUACUACUACUACUACUACUACUACUACUACUACUACUACUACUACUACUACUACUACUACUACUACUACUACUACUACUACUACUACUACUACUACUACUACUACUACUACUACUACUACUACUACUACUACUACUACUACUACUACUACUACUACUACUACUACUACUACUACUACUACUACUACUACUACUACUACUACUACUACUACUACUACUACUACUACUACUACUACUACUACUACUACUACUACUACUACUACUACUACUACUACUACUACUACUACUACUACUACUACUACUACUACUACUACUACUACUACUACUACUACUACUACUACUACUACUACUACUACUACUACUACUACUACUACUACCGCCGCAUGUCGGUGACAUGA
This is a messenger RNA of Closterium sp. NIES-65, 705 nucleotides long. The record is from the annotation of a GenBank genome assembly. NCBI's taxonomy places the organism in Eukaryota, Viridiplantae, Streptophyta, Zygnematophyceae, Desmidiales, Closteriaceae.